AAGAUUUGGAACUGGGCUCCCUGUAAGGGGAGGCUGUGCAAACCCGCCCCCUCCCCACACCCUCCUUCCGAGGGGGUGGGCAAUAGAAGAGAGGUUGGGGUUGGAGCCUCGGCAAGGGGGCCCCUCCCUUGCACCUCCCCCCACCGGACUUGGUCGCGCCCGAAGUGUAACACUUUCUCUUUGUCGAGGAGCUCCUCUGUUUCCUGUGCAGUAGCUCGCACUGCGGCGGCACCCGUGGCAGCCCUGGCGGACGCAGGAGCGAUGGCAGCGACCGAUAUAGCUCGCCAGGUGGGUGAAGGUUGCCGAACUGUCCCCCUGGCUGGACAUGUAGGGUUUGACAGCUUGCCUGACCAGCUGGUGAAUAAGUCAGUGAGCCAGGGCUUCUGCUUCAACAUCCUGUGUGUGGGAGAGACAGGUUUGGGCAAGUCCACCCUCAUGGAUACCCUGUUCAACACCAAGUUUGAGGGGGAGCCAGCCACCCACACACAGCCAGGUGUCCAGCUCCGGUCCAAUACCUAUGACCUCCAAGAGAGCAACGUGGGGCUGAAGCUCACAAUUGUUAGCACGGUGGGCUUUGGGGACCAGAUCAACAAGGAGGACAGCUACAAACCCAUCGUGGAAUUCAUCGACGCGCAGUUUGAGGCCUACUUGCAGGAGGAGCUGAAGAUCCGGAGGGUGCUGCACACGUACCAUGACUCCCGAAUCCAUGCCUGCUUGUACUUCAUUGCCCCCACAGGGCAUUCCCUGAAGUCUCUAGACCUGGUGACGAUGAAGAAGCUGGACAGUAAGGUGAACAUCAUACCCAUCAUUGCCAAAUCAGAUGCUAUUUCUAAGAGCGAGCUAACAAAGUUCAAAAUCAAAAUCACCAGCGAACUUGUCAGCAAUGGAGUCCAGAUCUAUCAGUUCCCUACAGAUGAUGAAUCGGUGGCAGAGAUCAAUGGAACCAUGAACGCACACCUACCGUUUGCUGUCAUUGGCAGCACGGAAGAACUGAAGAUAGGCAACAAGAUGAUGAAGGCACGGCAGUAUCCUUGGGGCACUGUUCAGGUUGAAAAUGAGGCCCACUGCGAUUUUGUGAAGCUGCGGGAGAUGCUGAUUCGUGUCAACAUGGAGGAUCUGCGGGAGCAGACCCACACCCGGCACUAUGAGUUGUACCGCCGCUGUAAGCUGGAGGAGAUGGGCUUCAAGGACACUGACCCUGACAGCAAACCCUUCAGUUUACAGGAGACAUAUGAGGCCAAGAGGAAUGAGUUCCUAGGGGAGCUCCAGAAAAAAGAAGAGGAGAUGAGACAGAUGUUUGUCCAGAGAGUCAAAGAGAAGGAAGCAGAGCUUAAAGAGGCAGAGAAAGAGCUGCAUGAGAAGUUUGACUGUCUAAAGAAACUGCACCAGGAUGAGAAGAAGAAGCUGGAGGACAAGAAGAAAUCUCUGGAUGAUGAAGUGAAUGCUUUCAAACAGAGAAAGACGGCGGCUGAGCUCCUCCAGUCUCAGGGUUCCCAGGCUGGAGGCUCACAGACUCUGAAAAGAGACAAAGAGAAGAAAAAUUAACUCUGCUGUUUGCUGCAUGCUGCAUGAGACCCAGGGUCCUGUAAUCCAUGGCUGUGUACUGAAUAGUAUCCCCUGCUACAGCUGGACUGGACUUCACUUAGCCUUUUAAGCGAAGGUUCCUAUUCUAACUUGACAGCUUUUCUUUGGGGUGUCAGGCAGCUGGGUCCUCCACCCCUGCUGUGUACUUCAAGCCCCACUUCUUUUUGAGUUGUGCGACUUGCUUCUGCCUCCCAGUCCCACUGGCACCGACCAUGACCUUCAUUUUUCUUUUUGAGGUUGUUUUGUGAUUACUUCCUUUUAAAACACAAAGAGGCCAUGCCAAAUUCCCAGGCCUUUUUGAAGUGUUGGGAAAGGGGAAAGCAUUACUUUCUUCAAUCAUGGAUAAUACUAGGAAGCAAAAAGUAUAAAAAGUGAAAAGCAAACAAAUGCACACACAUUCUCUUUUCUCAUCAGCAAAGCACAAAUACAGUUCUGAUACUGGUAUGUCUUGAUUGGUGCUUCGCUGCUUGGUUACUGGCCAAAGCAUAAGACAGUGUCUUGGGAAAAUCCAAGUCAACAUGGAGCAUUUGAGGAGAUCCUACGCUUGCAGGUAAAAACAAACCACCAGUACCACCAAGUCCCUCCAAAACCAAAACAAAUCUAAAAACCCUUCAGAUACUCAGCCAGUGGCUCAGAAAGUUAGGACUAUUAGGACUGUUGGAAAAGCCUCCUUGUUUGCUGUUUUGAUGUAUCUAAAUCUACCUUCCCUGAUUACCAACCAAUAAUCACCAGACCCCUAGAUAACUACUUUCAUUACAAACAGGAGGCCCCUUAUUUGUAUUUGUUUACAGAUUACUUGUGGCUUGAUGAUCUCAAAAUACUUCAAAAGUAUUAGAGCCACAUGGCUUAUGAAAGGCCUUCAGAUUUUAUAGUAAAGAAUUUUCUAUAAGAGGGAAAAAUUUUGCUCAGUAGGACAGAGUCUGCUUACUCUGUAAGAGGAAACAGGUCCACAUAAGUGAAGGGACUUGUCCAAAGCCACGCUAAAUUCCACAUUGCUAGAUACCAAAUCCAUUUCCUCAGUGGAAUCCAUCUACUUGUAUAUAUGCCUAGAAGCAAGAUCUUUUGAUGAAACCAGACAGUGAGUUGCUGGGUGUGGUGACACAUAUCACGGCUAUAAUCCCAGCCCUUGUGAGACUGAGGCAGUAGGACUACCAAACAAACAGCAACAACAACCAAAAAAAUUAAAUAGUAUUAGAGGAUCCUUGAGGAUUUUUCCCCAUAGGAAAAAAAAAAUCCAAGGAUGGGGCAGAUAGAGUUAGGCAGGGAAGGCUCCAGACCCGCUCUUUAAUUUAACGAAGUAGUACAGUUGAGAGGAGUCUCCAGGGCGCCUUCCUGUCAGUCUGGAGAGGGCCCAGGCUAAUGUGCAUUUAAUAGAUGCCCUGGGUGAUCCUUGUAGCCAGGGGAAGUUUGGUAAACAAAAAUCUAGGAUAUAAGGCCUUUAAAUGUCAAUCAGGCCUAUUAAAAUAAUCAAAGUGCUUAUUUCACUGUCUAGCUUUUCUCACUGAAGACCAAAAGGAUUUUUUUCCUUCUUCACUGAAAAGACUUUUUAAUUAGUACAGUUGUUACCAUUUUAAAAAAUACCCUAAGUUCUCUGUUUACUUUUGGUGAAACAAAACCAGUCAUUAGAAAUGGUCUGUGUUUUUAUUUUCCCUGGUUGGAAUGGUUUUACACACAUACGCACGCACACGCACACACACACACACACACACACACACACACACACCUUCAUCUCUCCCAACCCAAGAAGUUUGCUUUCUCCAGCUGCCGUUCGGAUCACUUUGUUUGUUUGUUUUAAUCAUUUGGCAUUUACAUAUGGCUGUUGAUAUGUGCUUGUUUUUAUUAAAACAAGAAGCUUUUAAA
Cavia porcellus (domestic guinea pig) is the source of this 3444-nucleotide messenger RNA. It is a transcript of the gene Septin6, whose product is annotated as septin 6. The record is from RefSeq and is a predicted model, not a curated record. Gene Ontology annotation, biological process: cilium assembly; cytoskeleton-dependent cytokinesis; intracellular protein localization. Lineage: Eukaryota; Metazoa; Chordata; Mammalia; Rodentia; Caviidae. Gene Ontology annotation, molecular function: molecular adaptor activity; GTP binding; GTPase activity. The transcript is spliced from 11 exons. Gene Ontology annotation, cellular component: cell division site; septin complex; microtubule cytoskeleton. The coding region runs from base 262 to 1545 and encodes 427 amino acids.